AAAAAUUUACCAGUGAACUCCUAUCCUCCUUCCUCUGUUCAUCUUGGGGUUCACGAGAUCUGUGCUUCUCAAUGUUUCUCGAUUUUCCCCGCUUUGGAAUUGUCUUUUGAGUUGUCAGUGCUCUGCCACAAGAAUAAGUCCUUGUCGAAUAAUCAGGGUUUCCAGGUCUUUGUUUGCCCAAUCGACGUCAGCGGCCCCGGCGGUUUCGUACCUAAUUAUCGAACAACACCACGAUUUUUACUCGUCCUCUUUCAUUUCACUAACCACCUCCGUUACCUAGAGCAAUCUCUCUGGUCUAGCAUCGGCAACAUCAACCCAGUAAAUGAUCAUACCACGAUGCCUGACUCGCUCCAAAUCCAGCUCGUCAACCAGACGACAUCCAACGAUGUAUACGCCUUCAUCACCGGGCUCGCCAUACGAAACAACAUGGCCCGCGUAUUUCUUGGGGCAGACGGAAGAGGCCUCUAUUACCCCGAACCGCCGCCGCCCGGCCGGAUCCUGCAGCCGCUGACCCAAGACUGCGCCAUCCCGCUCGGCCCCCCCGGGAACACCGUGACCGUGACCAUCCCGCAGAUGGCCGGCGGGCGCAUCUGGUUUAGCGCCGAGAAGCAGCUGACCUUCCUGCGCAACCCGGGCGGACCCGGCGGCGGCGCCGCCCUCGUCGAACCCUCCGUCCUGAACCCGAGCGACCCGAACGCGGGCGUGGACUUCGCCUUUUGUGAGUUCACCCUCAACGACGACCAGCUGUUUGCCAACAUCACCUACGUCGACUUCGUGCCCCGCCUGCCCGUCUCCCUGACCCUCCGGACGCGCGGGGGCGCGGUCCAGCACGUCAGCGGCAUGGCACAUGACGGCCUCGAGAGGGUCUGCGCAGGCUUGAGGGAGCAGGCCGCCAGGGACGGUUGGCCGUGGGACAAGCUGAUCGUUCAGCCCGAAGGGCACGAGAGUCCCCUGAGGGCGUUAAAUCCCACCCACGGCAAUGCGGUUGGCGCCAGUUUCGACGGCUACUUUGAACCCCUCGUCGAGGACGCGUGGAGGAAAUACUCGGAGUUUCUGCAGCCCCAGCCCCAGCCGCAACAGCAACAGCAACAGCAGGCCGAACCAUCCGAGGAAAAGCGCCGUCACCGAUUCCAGCUUUCCUUCCUCAGCCGCGGGACCGACCGGUUGCGGCCGGCUCCGUUCUCUUCAUCAGGACUACCACCACCAAUACCACCGCGGCCACCCACCACCCUACGCAUCAACACCCAGGCGGCGCCGGGCGUCCUCGAGGGGCGCGUCCCCGCCGGGUCGGCGGAGCUGGUGAUCGGCGGGGAGCGGUUUGCGCGGCCGACGACGGCCGACAUCCUGGGGUGCAACAGCGGGCCGUUCGCGCCGGGGGGGGCGUCGCCGGCGCGGCUGGCCAUCAUCCCGCGGCUGGCGGCGGCCUUCCAGCGCGGCUGCGUCUGCGCCGUGCGCGACCACCCCUCGGACCCGGCCACCUUCUACCCGCGCGACGGCCGGCCGGCGAACCACUACGCCCGCGUCGUGCACGAGUGCAACCUGGACGGCAAGGGGUACGCGUUUGCGUACGACGACGUCCAGCCCGACGGCGGCGCGGACCAGAGCGGAAAGGUGAAUGCCGGCGACCCGGACUUGCUCAUCGUCGCCGUCGGCGGUCGCGGCGCAUACGUCGGGGAUAGGAUGCCGUGAGAGAAGAAGAAGAAAAAAAAUGUAAUGAAAGAGAGAAAGCAAAAACGAGGGAGGCUCUGGACAUUUUCGGCUGGCAUGGAAAAGGUUGAUCUUGGUGUGGAUUUAAUAUCGAUCAAUAUUAUAAUACCCUGGCUCGCUUUGAUGCGAAAACCAUGAAAAUGCAAAUAGACAAUGUAAGCGCCAACCCAGAAAACGCCACGCUCCCUUAAUUAUACAGCCUAAUAGAUCUGCUGGGCAUCGUACGCGCGAACGCUUUCCAUCCAUUUCCGCACCUCGCCUAUGUCUUUGCACACAUGAUGCUGUUCAUCAUCUGUGUCAGCCCGGAUCCUGAGCGCCGGUCCA
Molecule: messenger RNA, 2031 nt
Organism: Thermothelomyces thermophilus ATCC 42464
Lineage: Eukaryota; Fungi; Ascomycota; Sordariomycetes; Sordariales; Chaetomiaceae
Product: glycoside hydrolase family 64 protein
Exons: 1
Coding region: 337-1689 (450 amino acids)
Source: RefSeq, a predicted model, not a curated record